GGUCACACCUCGACCUAAUAUGUCAACAGUUGGUAUUUUUUUGGGCUUGAUCGUCUAUCAGCCGACCGCCACAAACAGCUGUUGCGCAUUCGUUAAGUCUGGUCCCACAGCUUGCUAAGCCUAGUUUCUUUGCUGUGAUCAAUACAGAAGUAAAUAAAAUACGGUCGCAGUUCUAUCGCAACAAAUUCUAUAAAAGCAAAUGCCAUUCUUCGCAUUGCCUACGCCAAACGGAUUAUCUUAUCUCAAACUCAACAAAACAACAAAGUUGAACAAACGUGCCAAGCUGCAACAGCAACUACAUCAAGAACAACAGCAACAAGAAAGACAAACCACAAAGGCCCAACCGCAACAACCCACAAUCGGAAAAAUAAUCAACAUUGGCGCGCCAGUGGGCAGACCACCAAGAACCGAGACGGACGCUUGUCGGUGUCAGUUGCAUUUUGACAAUACCAACGAACCGCAAACACCCGCGCAAAAGUCAUGACAGCGCCUCUGCGGACAGUUGCAGCAUCUCCAUUGCCUUCGCCAUCGCCUUCGCCGUCGCAUCCCCUGCUUGCCACAGCUAAGACUCUAAACGCGCUGCUGCACAUGCCCGAUGCACCGCCGAUGGAGAUGAGCCAAAUUGGGUUGAUCUAUCGGGCGGAGGGUAAUGCAAAUUUGGUGCUGGCGUUGCCGCAAUUUAAAAAAGUUUUACGUUUGCCAAAAAUGAUAUCCAGCAGUCGGCAGACGCAGCAGGCGCAAACGCAGCACAGUUGCCAGUUGCCCGCCGGGGCAGGACAGCCGGAAGGACAGCCCAGCGUUUCCGACCCAACGAAAGCAUCAAGCGCUAAAGCUGUUGGUCCUGCCCCUUUUUUAGCUGGCGUCUUGACAAUGCCGGAUUUUAUGGCUUAUAUCGAGAUAAUGCGCCGUCUAUUAGGAAAUGAGUUUGUCUGCACAGCGGAUAUUGUUGCCAUACCAAAGGAAAGCGAUAUAUUCUGGAUAAACGAGCACAUACGCGCCCACAGACCGGUUUCGCGUCUGGAUAAGGAAUUUGUGGGGCCAUUUGGUCUGAUGCUGCCAGAUGUGACCCAAUUGCCUGCCACGUUCGAUGUUUUACUUGCCAAUUUACAGGCAAAGGACAUGAACGCGGACAUGGAUAUCUGCAGCGCCAGCAGCAGGAGCAACAAGGACAGCAGCGGAAUAACCCGUCUGGGCGAUACAUAUGCCAUCGAAAUAAAACCGAAACAGGGCUGGCUCCAGUUGCCAAGUGAUGUCAGCGAUUUAUUUGAUUUAAUGCCAGCGGGCGACGGGAAAACGGACUCGACCCCGGAUCCGGCUAAGGUGCGGCCAACAGGGCCGUUGUUGUUAACCCCAAACAGGUGCCGGUGUCGCUAUUGCAGCAUGCAGUUCGUAAAGUUGCAGACGGGCAAAAUCAAACGAUUGGGCGACUAUUGUCCAUUGGAGCUAUUCUCCGGUACACCCGGUCGUAUGCUCGAUGCCUUGAAUGCACUUUUCGCUUGUCCGCAAAAUAAUUUACGUGUAUUUCAGAGCGGCAAUUUAAUUUAUGGCGAUCACGCGAAUUCGAUUUCCUGUGAAGAGCUGCACUCUCGAGUUUUUCCAAGUGAAAUUAUGGCGCUUAUAAAACAUUUGCUGGUCGCCUGCCUGCUCAGGGAAUACAACAACGAGCUGGCCAAAGAGUUAGAAACCCGCAGUCAGAUUCAGAGUCCGAGCCAGAGCCAGAGCCAGAGCCAGAGUGUGAAUUCGAGUCUAAAUCUCAGCCACGUGGCAGGCGCUGCAUUUUGGGAAUCGCCAUCCGUGCCAUUUGGUGGCAUGGAGACAAAAGCAGCUACAGAAAUUUACGCAGCUAAUGUUGAUGUUGCUGCUGCUGCUGCUGCUGUUGUUACUGUGUCGAGUCACGUAAAAGAGCUAAAGCAGGUGAAAAAGCAGCAAGACACGAGAGAGAGGAAGGAGCAAAAAGAGGCUGACGAUGGAAUAGUUGAGUUUGUCGAAGCUGUUGUUGGUCAGCCACAGCGACGCUUUACAAGAGCAGCAGCUGAAAAAGCAAUCCCAAGGUACACAAAGCGUGGCAAAAUAGCAACGACAACGAGAACAACAACGUGCCAACGAGAAAGCACAACAACUGCGCCAACCAACUUGUCAACGAAUGUGGCAAUAGGAGCAACCCGAACGGAAGCGAAAACGGAAACGGAAACGGAAACACUGGCGACAGUGACUUCGACGACGACGAUGACGACGACGACGACGACGACGACGACUCCGAAUCCGAAAGCGACUCAAGUAGAGAUCAACAAAGCGGAAAUAUUUCACUUACCAAAAAACUGUGUGCUUCAGAAAAUUUUGCAUUUGCAAUUGCUGGUAAAGCGGCAUUUUCAUUACAUGUGGCAAAAGGGAUACGCUCAACAUGCCACGCCCACCUAUCAGGCGUUGCGUGCGCUCCUAAGCUCCACCGAAGAGGUCGAUGUGGAUAAACUGCCAGCAGAGCAGGCAUACAUGCUGGGUGCGACGGCUUUGGACUGCUCCAUAAUGCUGACGUUUCAGGAAAUACGCUGCCCGGCCAAGCACAUCAGCUCGUUGCAACCUUGGCUUGUCUGUGUGCAGGACCGUCAGUUUCUAACCAAGCUGAGCGUACUGGAUUUGGAUCCCAAGCCUGACAGUCACUACCAUAAAUUCAUAAAGCACACACGCGAAAUUGAAAAGUGCUGUCGACCAUUAAAUUAAUUA
This is a messenger RNA of Drosophila grimshawi, 2721 nucleotides long. RefSeq names its product inositol-pentakisphosphate 2-kinase (gene Ipk1). Gene Ontology annotation, cellular component: nucleus. The record is from RefSeq and is a predicted model, not a curated record. NCBI's taxonomy places the organism in Eukaryota, Metazoa, Arthropoda, Insecta, Diptera, Drosophilidae. The transcript is spliced from 10 exons. Gene Ontology annotation, molecular function: ATP binding; inositol-1,3,4,5,6-pentakisphosphate 2-kinase activity. Bases 481 to 2718 code for a protein of 745 amino acids. Gene Ontology annotation, biological process: inositol phosphate biosynthetic process.